Molecule: messenger RNA, 2052 nt
Organism: Pyricularia grisea
Lineage: Eukaryota; Fungi; Ascomycota; Sordariomycetes; Magnaporthales; Pyriculariaceae
Exons: 2
Coding region: 1-2052 (683 amino acids)
Biological process (GO): transmembrane transport
Molecular function (GO): transmembrane transporter activity
Source: RefSeq, a predicted model, not a curated record
AUGUACAGCCGCAACAUCAUUAGUUCUUCAGUCCCGACGUGGGUCCAGCGUGAGCGUGGUUCCCCAAACAGCAGCUCCAGGGAGAUGGGCAACUCGACAAGGGCCCAGCGUGGCUCCCUCACCACCAGCUCCCCCAACAGCAGUUCUAAAGAGGUGGGCAUAGCCGCAUGGACUCAACGUACCUCUCCCAGCAGCAGCACCAGAGAGCUGGGCUGGAAGAUGGAAGGCUUUGCCGCUCAGUUGGAGACAGCUUUUGAUACCCACGCCGAGGAGCACAUCGGUCAGCUGUACCGUCCUUCCAGUUUGGAAGAGAAGGGCCCCAUUCUGGGACACUUCAAGCGAGAGAGUGACGCAACCACCGCCAUGACGUCGCCGCCUCCGCCACCACCACGGCCGCCGCGCAAUGACGACGUGUUUGAUUUCGGUCAGGGUUGCAGAGCCGAUGAUGAAGACCACAUCAACGGCAACAAUAACAACAACAACGACAACAAUGACAACUUCGACGCGGACGAGUUCCAGAUCUACCGCGACGGGUCGCUGAUCCUGAUUCCCGCCCCUACCAACGACCCGCGGGAUCCCAUCAACCUGCCCAUGGUGCGCAAGAUCUUGGCCAUCUUCUUCCUCUCCUUCUUCGGCGCCCUGGCCGCGUCUGCCGAGAUCAUCCUGGGCGCUGUGCUGCCCGUGUUUGCGCUCGAGUACUCUGGCCUCUUCCCCGACCCGGGCAAGAACCUGAGGGACCUGAUCAACUCGGGCGGGUUCCCCGAGGGCUCCAACCCGCUCAAGCUGCUCGACCACCUCGGCAGCGGUCCGUCCGUCUUUGCAAUCUACAUGCUGGCGUCCGCUCCGCUGCUCGUCAUCGGCCUGUCCAACCUGUUCCUGGUCCCCAUGGCCAUCUCCUGCGGCCGCCGGCCCGUCCUGCUCGCCACCAGCCUCAUCGCCAUCGCGGGCGCCGCUUGGGCCGGCGGGAGCAGAUCGUUCGAGUCCCACCUGGCUGCCCGUUGCGUCCAGGCCAUCGGUGCAGGCACCGUCGAGUCUCUGAUUCCCUUCAUCAUCCAGGACAUGGUCCACGUCCACGAGCGCAACACGUGGAUCUCGGCUGCGUUUGCCGCCCAGGGCGUCAUCAUCAUCGGCAUUGGGUUUUCUACCCCGACCAUCAUCACCGAGUUGUCUUGGCAUUACGUCUACUACAUCACCGCGGGCGCUGCUAGCUUUUUCCUGAUUGGUAUCUUUUUCUUCCUGCCUGAGACGCGUUGGGAACGUACUCGUGCAGAGAUGGCCGGAAUCCCUCGUGACGAUUCCCACAUCAAGUACAAGCCACGGUCCUACAAGGAUGACAUCAACCCCUUCCCCGUCGACAUCAACUGGAAAGCCGGAGUUACAGCCUUCCUCGACACGAUGCGGACCUUUUUCUACCCGCAGGUUCUCUUUGUCACAAUGCUCAACUCCAUCGUCAUCUCGGUGACCUUUGCCGCGGGACUUACCGCGACCCCAGUGCUGAUCAGCAAGCCGUACAGUUGGCCGUUUGAUAAGAUCGGCUUCUCGCUGACGGCCGUGCUGAUCGGCGCCGUCGUCGUGGCGUUGGUCCAGGGUCCGCUCGGCGAUAACCUGGCCAACUUUAUGGCGAAACGCACCGGCCGCCGCACCCCGGAGAACCAGCUCAUCAACCUGGUCCUGCCCAUCUCGCUCGCCCUGAUCGGGUCGCUGCUCUUCGGCCUCGCUGGCAGCCACCCGGAACAAUACGGCUGGCCCGUGUUCCUGGCGUCGUUUGCCUUUAUCGCCUACGGCUUCCUGGGCACGAGCUCCACGUCGUCCGUCUACGUCCUCGAGUGCUACCCGCACCUGGCCGGGCCGGCACUGGUCAGCAUCGCGUCGUUCCGCUUCAUCUUUGCGUUCCUGCUGACGUUUGACGCGUCGAAUUGGGUCAUCAACAUGGGCUACUUUAACGCCUUUAUGAUUUACGUCGGCCUCAUCGCCUUCUUUGUGCCGUUCCUCCCAAUCGUGUACAUUUAUGGUGCUUCAUGGAGGAAGAGAUGGGGUCAGAGGUAUGCAUGA